Molecule: messenger RNA, 1407 nt
Organism: Penicillium lagena
Lineage: Eukaryota; Fungi; Ascomycota; Eurotiomycetes; Eurotiales; Aspergillaceae
Product: NADPH cytochrome P450
Exons: 2
Coding region: 1-1407 (468 amino acids)
Molecular function (GO): iron ion binding; monooxygenase activity; oxidoreductase activity, acting on paired donors, with incorporation or reduction of molecular oxygen
Source: RefSeq, a predicted model, not a curated record
AUGUCAUGUCCCAUCCCACAGCCUCCUAGGGUCCCAUUCCUGGGAAAUAUCCUUAACGUCGACUCAAAUGAUCCUUGGGGCUCAUUAAAGCAGCUUGCAGACAAAUAUGGGCCUAUCUACAAGAUUGACGCCCUUGGAAAGCAUGUCGUCAUAGUAAACAGUGCCUCGCUUACCGAGGAGAUCUGUGACGAAAAACGCUUUCGGAGAUGCUCGACGACGCCAGUGAUAAACGAACUGCGUCGGGCAGCCAAUGAUGCCCUUUUCACGGCCUACGACAACGAGCCGAGCUGGGGAAUUGCUCAUCGGAUCAUGGCACCAUUUGUCGCCCCGUCUAGUGAUGAUACGAGAAUCGAAGAUCUGCACGAGAUGGCGUCAGAGCUUUUAGCUAAAUGGACCUCAAGCUUCGGUGAACGAGUUAACCUCACGGAAGACAUGAAGCGUUUAAAUGUGCAAUCGGUCAUAUAUCACUUUUUCAAUCAGCGCCAUAAUCUCCUUGAGGGCGAGGGACCAGGUGUUGUCGAAUUGAUGGAUCACGCCACUUGGGAAACAGUCGACCGUUCGGCCAGACCGAAGGUCCUGAACUGGCUCUACUACGAUCGCAUAUACGACACAUAUAUCAAGGAUUUUCGCAAGAUGGCCGCUGACUUCAUUGUCUCUAAAAGGGCCGAGAAUCCUGCCAAGCAAGACAUGCUCCACGCUCUUUUGUUUGCCAAAGACCCACAGACGGGUGAAUGUCUUGAUGAUGAGAAAGUUAUUGACGAAAUAGUCACAAUAACAGUCACUGCAAGCUCCACUGCCGGUCUCAUGUCAUUCGCACUCUACUACCUCCUAAGGAAUCCCGACAAGAUGAUCAAAGCUCGCCAAGAGAUCGACCAAGUUUUGGGAAUUGGCGCGAAGAUCACUGUGGAAGACCUGUCAAAGUUACCCUAUCUCGAAGCAGUUCUAAGAGAAACUUUGCGUCUUUCUGCCACAGUACCAGGCUUUGUACUGGAACCCAUACCAUCAGACAACCCCGGAGAAAUUGUUUUCCUUGCAGAUGGGAAAUACCAGGUACCCAACAACCAAAGACUCAUGGUCCUUCUGUCAGCUGUGAAUCGUGAUCCAGACGUUUUUGAGGAUCCGGAUGAGUUCCGGCCAGAGCGAAUGCUAGGUGAAGCCUUCGAGAGGUUGCCCGCCGGAGUAAAGAAGAGUUUUGGAAAUGGGAAGCGUUAUUGCCUCGGAAAGAGGUUUGCCCUUCAGUUGUCGAUGAUCACUCUGGCCAACGUGCUUCGGAGUGUUGACCUGCAAGCGGCGGAUGAGGAGUAUCAGCUUAAGCAGACCGGCAGAGAGAUCUGUGCGAACUUUCUUGCCCCAGUGGGGUUUUUUGUCACGGUUGGCCCUCGAAAUGCCGUUACAAACGGUCAGUGA